CGGGCGGAGGAGCGGGAUGUGCGAUCCGGCCGUGUCCAGCUUCCUCACCCAGACGCUGUGCGCCCAUGGCGGGCGGCUGGGGCUGCGGGAGCUGCAGGAGAACGUCGGGCUGUCGGCGCUGCAGCUGCAGGACACGCUGUCGGCGGCGGGCCCCCGGCGGUUCCUGCUGCUGGAGGGCGGCCAGGUGGUCCUGGCCGUGACGGACGCGCGGGUCUGCGUCCGCAAGGAAUGCGACGGCUGCGAGCGGCUGCACCUCUGCAAGCAGCACCUCAUGGGCAGGUGCCACCUGGGGCCCAGCUCUUGUAAGUACUCGCAUGACAUCAUGAAUGCGGAGAACAAGAAAGUUCUAAAAAAACAUGAUUUGUCUGGCCUCAGUGAGAAUGAGCUGCAAGUCCUGCUUCUCCAGAAUGAUGCAUUCUUCCUCCCUGAUACCUGCCAGUUAUACAACAAAAAAGGUUCUCACUGCACACAGCAAAGCAACUGCAACAAGCUUCAUGUUUGUUACUAUUUUCUCAAGGGGAGGUGUAAAUUUCCUCAAUGCGUGAUGUCCCAUAACCUCUUGGAUGACCAUGCAUUGAGAGUGUUGGAAACUGUAGGCAUUGAUGGGAAGAUAGCUUCAAACUUCCAGGCCAUAUGUGAUUACAAGCAUAUGGAAUUCAACAGGGAACCGAAGAAGUAUGUACACAACUUCAGAAAUAAUAAUUUGAAAAAGCCAGUAGUUAGAAGGACUAAAGAAGUGAAGACAACUUUGGAUACAGUGCAGUGCAUGCUGGAUGUGCCACCUUCAAAAGGUCCCAGUAGCACUGCACCUGCCCAGAGCCAAGACCAGUUGCCAACAGGAGCAGGAGAUAAAGAUAAAGGGUUGUCUGCAAAUUCAACACCCAGUAGCACUGGACCUGCCCAGAGCCGAGACCAGCUGCCAGCAGGAGUGGGAGGUAAAGAUAAAGGGAAAAAGAACAGUUCCUCUGAUGAAGCUGCAAAGGACAACAAAAAAGAUAACUGUGAUGAGAUCUGUUUGUUCUAUGUCUGGAAGUACUGCAAAAACAAGGAUAGAUGCAAAUCUGUUCAUUACCAUUUGCCAUAUAAAUGGGAAGUACAUGAUGGGUUGAACUGGAAAGAACUUUCCAUGAUGGAGGAAAUUGAAAAGGCCUACUGUGACCCAAAGAACAGCAGCUUUCCAAGUAAGAACAUUAAUUUCCAGACAAUGACCUGCUCUUCUUCUUUGGUUCGACGCCUCUCUACACCAUCAUCAGUCACCAAGCCCACAUUCCUGCUGACCACACAGUGGAUUUGGUACUGGAAGAACAACCAAGACAAGUGGAUUGAAUAUGGGGAACCAGAAGAAGGGACCAGCACGACCUCACCAUCUUCUGCUAUUAUUGAGAAUUUGUAUCAAGCAGAUCCAUGUGCAAUUGUACCUUUCCAUGCUGGCCAACAUCAGUAUGAGCUCAAUUUUAAAGAAAUGAUUCAGACAAAUAUUCAUUUUAACACUCGAAGACGGGUUUGCAGGCGACCGAAAUUCGUGUCUUCUGAAGAUGUGCAGAAGAUAAAGACAGGCAGCCAAAGGGAUUCUUCUAUUCCAAAUCAGAGCUGUCCUAGUCACUGGGAUGCAUCUGCACUGCCUGACUUCGGAUACAAGGCAGUGGUGAUCAGCAACACAACCUCUGAAUACAAUGAAAUAAAGCAGCUGUUUCAUCAGACUAUGAAAAAUUACAGCAUCCUUAAAAUACAGAGGAUUCAGAACCCAUCCCUCUGGAAGGUGUUUCAGUGGCAAAAAGAAAAGAUGAAAAAGGAAAAUGGAGGAAAGGAAGUGCAGGAAAAACGCCUGUUCCACGGAGCUGACGUCACCUUUAUGGAAACAGUCUGCAGUCAGAACUUUGACUGGAGAAUUUGUGGAAGCAAUGGAACUAACUAUGGGAAGGGAAGUUACUUUGCUAGAGAUGCUUGCUAUUCCCACACCUACUGUCAGGCCACGCUGCAGGGACACUCCAUGUUCGUGGCUCGUGUUCUGGUUGGAGACUACGUGAAAGGCAACGCUGCCUACGUCCGGCCCCCAAUGAAGUGUGCUGCCAAGCUGUGGCUGUAUGACAGCUGUGUGGAUAAUGAGUUCAAUCCUGCUGUUUUUGUUGUCUUUGAAAAACACCAGAUUUACCCAGAGUAUAUCAUAGAGUAUAGAGAGGAGAGAAUAAAUGUGCAGAAAGACACAGGAACAAGUGCGCAAAAAGAGACAGGAACAAGAGCGUCUAGAGAGGAGGGAAGAAAAUGUGUCAUAUCUUAGAGGAACGUGGCAGUUUGUGUCCAUCAUCUUGUUUUUCAUAUUGCAGGUGUUCUACUUAGUGACCUUUUUCUUUUUAAUACAGUUCUUCAGAAUGUUAAUCCAGUUUCUGCAUUGAGGAGGGCUGGCAAAGCAGAUGUUACAUUUGU
Messenger RNA from Melozone crissalis (California towhee), 2424 nucleotides. RefSeq names its product zinc finger CCCH-type antiviral protein 1-like. NCBI's taxonomy places the organism in Eukaryota, Metazoa, Chordata, Aves, Passeriformes, Passerellidae. The record is from RefSeq and is a predicted model, not a curated record. Gene Ontology annotation, molecular function: NAD+ poly-ADP-ribosyltransferase activity; metal ion binding. The transcript is spliced from 15 exons. The coding region runs from base 17 to 2278 and encodes 753 amino acids.